Molecule: messenger RNA, 736 nt
Organism: Rhodamnia argentea
Lineage: Eukaryota; Viridiplantae; Streptophyta; Magnoliopsida; Myrtales; Myrtaceae
Exons: 2
Coding region: 71-625 (184 amino acids)
Source: RefSeq, a predicted model, not a curated record
UCAUCAUCAUCAUCAUCAUCCUCACACAUCUCUCUCUCUCAUCUCCAUUUCAUCUCCACACAUCAGGAACAUGUCCAACUUUGGAAUCACUCAGAGACCAUCCUCCAUCUCUCCAUCAACUCCCCAAAUGGAAACUCCCCACGCGCCUAAAGCGCGACCCCUGAACAACGUCAAGCUCGCGUUCCCGUUCGGCCUCCCGGCCACCCCGGAAGCCGCCGCCGCCCGGAUCAUCAAGAACCUCUCCCACUUCAGCCUGUUCUACGCCCUUUUUCUGUGGGUCGGCUUGUCCAUAAGCCUCGUGCCGCAGCGCAGGUACUCGCUGCUGCUGCUGAUGGCCACGACCAUCAUCGCUAACCAGUACCUUAUCAUGCUGCGGCUGAUGCCGAGCUCCAUUUGCAUGAACAAAGCUCUCGACAAGACGCUCGUCCUGGUGCCCGUGGCGAUUGUCACGGCCGUGGGGCUCAUCCUGACGCAGGCCGCGAUCCACCUUUUCGCGACUCUGGGGAUCGGACUACCGGUCAUUUUGGUUCACGCGGUGCUUUGGAGGGAGGGCGGGUUCGUAAACGAGGAAGCUUCUGCUCCUGGUGAAUUGGCUCCUCUAGUAGACGCUGUUCAAUCGGUUUAAUCGACGACGCGACGAUUCCAGAGCCGUUCGGGAGAUCGAUUAAGAAGAAAUCGAGAACCCCCCAACAAGCAACACGAUUAGCUAGCAUAAUCUAAGCAACUUUCUUUUACA